Arachis duranensis is the source of this 1883-nucleotide messenger RNA. RefSeq names its product probable serine/threonine-protein kinase PBL7. The coding region runs from base 210 to 1346 and encodes 378 amino acids. Gene Ontology annotation, molecular function: ATP binding; protein kinase activity. The transcript is spliced from 5 exons. The record is from RefSeq and is a predicted model, not a curated record. NCBI's taxonomy places the organism in Eukaryota, Viridiplantae, Streptophyta, Magnoliopsida, Fabales, Fabaceae. Gene Ontology annotation, biological process: protein phosphorylation.
GAAAAGAAAAAGCAUAGACCAAUUUAAGGGUUUCAAGCGAUAAAUACAGCACACAAGUACAUUGACACACACAAAAAAGACCCAGAUGAUUAUUAAACAAAUUGAAGUGUGUGUGAGAGAAUAGAGCAACACUGUGAUCAGGCUCGUGUCUUGCUGUGCUUUUUGUUUAUUUUUUUAUUUUUCGGUUGAUUCUUUGUAAGAAGAAGAUAAUGGGUUGGAUUCCAUGUUCUGGAAAUUCAAAUGCUAAGAAGAAGGUGAAGAAGAAGAUGGAAGUGGAGGAAAGUGUGAAGCCUGAUCCAAUCAAAGGGAAAUUGAAGAGGAACUCGUCCAUUAAUUCGGCAGAUUCAUCUAAAAAUGGGAAUACUGAUCACAUUGCUGCACAGACAUUCUCCUUCCGUGAGUUGGCAACUGCAACUCGACAUUUUCGGGCAGAAUGUCUUUUGGGUGAGGGAGGCUUUGGUAGAGUAUACAAGGGGCGUUUGGAAAGUAUUAAUCAGAUUGUUGCAAUUAAACAACUUGACCGAAAUGGCCUGCAAGGGAAUAGAGAGUUCCUAGUUGAAGUGUUGAUGUUAAGUCUUCUUCAUCACCCGAACCUUGUCAACCUUAUUGGUUAUUGUGCUGAUGGAGAUCAAAGACUUCUCGUUUAUGAAUAUAUGCCAUUAGGAUCCUUGGAAGACCACUUACAUGAUGUUGCUCCUGGCAAGGAACGACUAGAUUGGAACACACGAAUGAAAAUAGCUGCCGGAGCAGCAAGCGGAUUGGAAUAUCUUCAUGACAAAGCUAACCCUCCUGUUAUAUACCGAGAUUUAAAGUGCUCCAAUAUUUUGCUCAGUGAAGGGUAUCAUCCCAAGUUAUCUGAUUUUGGUUUGGCUAAACUUGGCCCAGUUGGGGAAAACACCCAUGUAUCAACGAGGGUUAUGGGCACCUACGGAUAUUGUGCUCCCGAGUAUGCAAUGACAGGUCAGCUGACUCUGAAAUCAGAUGUUUAUAGCUUCGGUGUAGUUCUUCUGGAAAUCAUUACAGGAAGGAAGGCAAUUGACAAUUCAAAAUCUGCAGGAGAGCAGAAUCUUGUUGCAUGGGCUAGACCCUUGUUUAAGGACCGAAGAAAAUUUGCGCAAAUGGCCGAUCCAAUGCUUCAAGGUCAAUAUCCUCCAAGAGGACUCUACCAGGCCCUUGCUGUGGCGGCAAUGUGUGUUCAGGAGCAGGCCAACAUGCGUCCAGUUAUAGCCGAUGUUGUUACAGCUUUGAGUUACCUUGCUUCCCAAAGAUAUGACCCGCAUACACAAACAGCACAAAAUUCUCGCUUCGCUCCUGGCACUCCUCCUAGAACCAAGAGGGGACACUGAUAUGGAAGCUCAAAGUUUUGCAGCCAUACGAAGCCUCGUGCGAGUCUUGAAUACCUUGCAUUCUGAAAAGGGAUUCUCACUUUCUUAGCGCGCUGCAAGAGAUAUAGGUUUCAAGAUGUUUAUAUUCAAGUUGCAUGUGGGGGUGUUCUUAGUUCAGAUUAUAGCGUUGCUAGAAGUCUUGAGUUUUGCUCUCCUUGCUGUGCAUAGAACUGCUCCUAUUUCCAUUUGGGGCCAAGAUAGUUGUUUCCACCGUUGUUUUCUCCGUAUAUUUAUAGUUAAGGUCAAAUUUCUGGAUUCAUAAUUGGUGUUCUUUCUCUAUAGGCAAUGGUUCUGUAGCCAAAUUGCAUAGAUGUCAUAGCUUGUGUUGGUUGGAGUUAGAGACAAAUACAAAGAGUCAAAGACUGAGGAAUAUAAAAAUAUGUUUGGAGUUAGAGAUAGUACAAAACAAUAUUUCUGUAUUUUCUGUCUUUCUAUAAUGUGGAGUUGGAGGAGACAUAAUUUUUGUCUCCUAUAUUUAUGUCACGUCUCAUUUACCAA